AUGGCAUCGUCAACAAAGGCAGCCCGUCUGGGCGAGGAAACUCGAGUAGACAAGGUCAGCGCCGAGCUCGUCACCCUCACAUACGGCACCAUCGUCGCGCAACUAUGCAAAGAUUACGAACACAACUACCCCGAAGUCAACAAACAACUGGAGAAGAUGGGCUACAACAUUGGGAUACGGCUGAUCGAGGACUUCCUGGCCAAGUCAAGCGCUCCAACCUGCACCAACUUCCGGGAGGUUGCUGAGAUGAUCUCAAAGGUCGGCUUCAAGAUCUUCUUGAACAUCACACCCACAAUCACCAACUGGUCCAGCGACAACAAGCAAUUCUCGCUCAUCUUCGACGAGAACCCUCUUGCCGACUUUGUCGAGCUGCCUGACGAUGGCCGCGCGCAGGACGAGUUAUGGUUCUCGAACAUACUGGUCGGCGUGCUGCGUGGUGCCUUGGAGAUGGUGCACAUGCAGGUUGAGGCACAUUUCGUCAGUGAUGUCCUUCGAGGCAACGACACCACUGAGAUGCGGGUAUCUUUGGUCCGCUACAUUGACGAUGAGAUGCCACCUGAUGACGAGUAG
Didymella exigua CBS 183.55 is the source of this 570-nucleotide messenger RNA. Its product is annotated as trafficking protein particle complex subunit 3. The transcript has 4 exons. Gene Ontology annotation, cellular component: cis-Golgi network membrane; TRAPP complex; cytosol. Gene Ontology annotation, biological process: endoplasmic reticulum to Golgi vesicle-mediated transport; intra-Golgi vesicle-mediated transport. Bases 1 to 570 code for a protein of 189 amino acids. The record is from RefSeq and is a predicted model, not a curated record. Lineage: Eukaryota; Fungi; Ascomycota; Dothideomycetes; Pleosporales; Didymellaceae.